Messenger RNA from Olea europaea var. sylvestris, 3106 nucleotides. Its product is annotated as potassium transporter 7-like. Bases 258 to 2798 code for a protein of 846 amino acids. The transcript is spliced from 11 exons. Gene Ontology annotation, molecular function: potassium ion transmembrane transporter activity. Lineage: Eukaryota; Viridiplantae; Streptophyta; Magnoliopsida; Lamiales; Oleaceae. Gene Ontology annotation, cellular component: vacuolar membrane; plant-type vacuole. Gene Ontology annotation, biological process: potassium ion transmembrane transport. The record is from RefSeq and is a predicted model, not a curated record.
UAGUUACGUUUAUGUUCACAGCAACGGUUCAAUUGGGUUGACAAAAAUCGUGGCCCCCAGGAGUUGUCGACCAGGUUGUAGAAUAAUUCUCUUAUGUUCAGUCGCUCGCACACAGCCCAAAAAUUUCUGUUGGAAAGAUCAUCCAAAAGUCUCAGGGUUUGGUUGAUUUCUACGGAAUACAUUUACAUACAACAAAUAUACAUAUAAAAUGCGUGUAUAAAUACGUAGAGAUAUAAGUGUAUGGUGUCUAGGUACUAAUGGCGGAGGAGGGAUCGGAGAAGGAGAAUGGGGGUUCAGCUUCUAUGGACUCGAUGGAGUCGCGGUGGGUGUAUGAGGACGUGUGGGAGUCGGAGAUCGACGACGGACUUGCUGACGGCGGUGCUACCGAGGAGGGAAAUUUUCCACGCAUGGAUUCUGACGAUGAGGAUACCGCGGAGCAGAAGCUAAUUCGUACCGGCCCUCAUAUUGAUUCGUUUGAUGUUGAGGUUCUUGAAGUUCCUGGCGCUCAAAGGAAUGACAUUGAGGAUGUCACCAUGGGCAGGAGACUUAUACUGGCUUUUCAGACACUUGGUGUCGUCUUUGGUGAUGUGGGGACAAGUCCACUAUACACCUUCAGUGUGAUGUUCAGCAAGGCACCAGUCAGUGGGAAUGAAGAUAUUCUUGGUGCACUGUCACUAGUUUUGUACACCUUAAUUCUGUUUCCAUUGAUCAAGUAUGUCCUCAUUGUUCUCUGGGCCAAUGACAAUGGUGAAGGUGGUACAUUUGCUUUGUAUUCAUUGAUUUGUAGGCAUGCUAAAGUUAGUCUUCUCCCUAACCGACUUCCAUCAGAUACUCGUAUAUUCAGCUUCAGACUUAAGGUUCCAUCUCCAGAACUAGAAAGGUCAUUGAAAUUAAUGGAAAGACUUGAAGCAUCUCUUUUUCUGAAAAAGCUUAUUCUGAUGUUGGUUCUUGCUGCUACUUCAAUGGUGAUAGCUGGUGGUGUUGUUACACCUGCAAUGUCAGUGAUAUCUGCUGUUGAUGGCUUAAAGAUUGGAGUUUCUGGGAUAAAGCAAGAUCAUGUGGUGAUGAUCUCGGUUGCAUUUCUUAUAAUUUUGUUUAGUGUACAGAAAUAUGGAACAAGUAAAGUAGGACUCAUAGUUGGUCCUGCCUUGUUCAUAUGGUUUUGUUCUCUUGGAGGCAUUGGCAUAUACAACCUUCUUAAGUAUGAUACCAUGGUCUUGAGGGCAUUUAAUCCAGUUCACAUCUAUUAUUUCUUCAAGCGAAAUUCUACAAAGGCUUGGUAUUCCCUUGGGGGCUGUCUUCUUUGUGCAACAGGUUCUGAGGCAAUGUUUGCAGAUCUUUGCUAUUUUUCCGUGAGAUCUGUACAGCUUACCUUCAUGUUUCUUGUGUUACCUUGCCUUCUGUUGGGCUACCUGGGUCAAGCUGCUUACCUCAUGGAGAAUCAUGCUGAUACAACCCAAGCUUUCUUCUCUUCUAUUCCAAGUGGAGCUUUCUGGCCUGUCUUUCUCAUAGCUAAUGUAGCAGCAUUGAUUGCAAGUAGGACUAUGACUACGGCAACUUUCUCAUGUAUUAAACAAUCAACAGCACUUGGUUGCUUUCCUCGCCUUAAAAUAAUUCAUACCUCACGGAAAUUCAUGGGUCAGAUUUACAUCCCAGUCAUGAACUGGUUUCUACUGGUUCUGACCCUGAUUUUAGUCUGCACCAUUUCCAGUAUUUACGAGAUUGGGAAUGCUUAUGGCAUUGCUGAACUUGGAGUGAUGAUGAUGACUACAAUCUUAGUAACUCUUGUAAUGCUUCUUAUAUGGCAGUUAAAUAUCCUUGUGGUGCUGAGCUUUGUUAUAAUUUUUUUGUGGUUGGAGUUGACGUUCUUUUCGUCUGUUUUAUCAAGUGUGGGAGAUGGAAGUUGGAUCAUAUUGGUGUUUGGCAUAGUGAUUUUCUUAAUAAUGUACAUCUGGAACUAUGGAAACAAUAUAAAGUAUGAAACUGAGGUCAAGCGAAGGAUGUCUAUGGAUCUGAUGCGGAAGCUGGGUCCUAACUUGGGAACGGUCAGAGCACCUGGCAUUGGCUUGCUUUACAAUGAACUUGCGAAGGGAGUACCAGCUAUAUUUGGACAUUUUCUUACCACACUUCCUGCUGUGCAUUCUAUGAUCAUAUUUGUAUGUAUAAAAUAUGUUCCUGUUCCUGUUGUGGUUCAAAGCGAAAGGUUUUUGUUCCGUCGAGUCUGCCCGAAAAGCUACCACAUAUUUCGUUGUGUUGCCAGAUAUGGUUACAAGGAUGUUCGCAAGGAAAACCACCAGACCUUUGAGCAAUUGCUGAUUGAGAGUCUUGAGAAGUUCAUUCGCAGGGAAGCUCAGGAAAAGUCACUGGAGAGUGAUAGUGAUGAAGACUUAGAUUCUGAAGAAGAGAAUUCUUUCUCGAGGGUUCUAAUAGCUCCCAAUGGGAGUGUUUAUUCGCUCAGUGUACCUCUCUUGGCCGAGUUUGAGGACAUGACCAAGUCCAUAUCAGAAGCAAGCACUUCAGAAGAGGUGAAGGCAGAGCCUUCAACUGAUCCAUCUUUUCUCGAUGCAGAGCAAAGUCUUGAUAAGGAACUGUAUUUUAUACGCAAAGCUAAAGAAGGUGGGGUUGUAUAUCUUCUUGGUCAUGGAGAUAUUCGAGCGAGGAAGGAUUCAUGGUUUAUUAAGAAGCUUGUCAUAAAUUAUUUCUAUGCUUUCUUGAGAAAAAAUUGCAGGAGGGAAAUUUCAAAUUUGAGCGUUCCACAUUCCAACCUAAUACAAGUCGGAAUGCAGUACAUGGUCUAAAGAGAGUGUCAUAAAAAGAAGGUUUUUUUUUGUUCUCAGCAACUCAACAAGGAAUUUUACUGCCAAAAGAAGAGCAACUACUGUAACUUUUACUAUUGAUGUGGUUACACUUUUGGGUACGGCCAAAUGAUUGUUAUGUUCAUAGUUUAUGCUUCUCAGGCUCUGCAUUAGCCAGUUGUUGGAGCUUUCAUAUUUUCAUAAUGGGAAAAUUUAUUUAUAUGCUCGUGCUCUUAUAUGUAUCAUUAUAGUUUUCAAGUAUGGAUUGUUGUAAUUACCAUUUAAUACAAAUACAAUUAUUGGUAGUGCAA